Messenger RNA from Bursaphelenchus okinawaensis, 2364 nucleotides. The record is from the annotation of a GenBank genome assembly. NCBI's taxonomy places the organism in Eukaryota, Metazoa, Nematoda, Chromadorea, Rhabditida, Aphelenchoididae.
AUGGUCAGCCAUGUUGUAGGUGAGUUCGUAGCUUAUCGUAAGCAAAACGGUCUAAUCUCAGUACUCUGCAGCGGUUGCAAAGGGUUUUUUCGUCGUUCCGUCCGAUUCAGAAGACAAUAUGUUUGCGCGUUUAAUAACAAGUGCAAUGUUAUUGGAGGUAGGAGGUUAUUCAAUAUUUUUUACUAUUUGUUUUAGUAGUUUAAUAGAAGUAAUUCUAAAGGAAAUCGUUCUGAGCCACUAAAAAUCGUUUUUCAGAAGCCAGAAACUCAUGCCGAGCUUGUAGGUAUCGAUCAUGCAUCGAAGGUGGGCUGCAGCCUAACUGUAAGUGUUUAUUUACUUUUCGUUCUUCAAGCGUUUACAAUUACGAUUCGGGAGGUAUAGAUUAGAUUAGUAGUUUGAUGCCGUAGAUUGUAACGUACUGUGCUGAUGUGCAAGGAUUUUCAAGGUUCAGAUGAAGACCAAUGGAGAUAUACUUUCUUGUAAUAUAUUCCGUAAUGAUACAGUUGUUUCUUCAAGUUAAUUUUCAUCAACCAGACUAAGGUAAUUCAUGAAUCAAAUAAGAAUUUCAGUAGUACACAGUGACAGAGCUUGUGAUGCAGAUGCACCAAAGAAAAAGCUAAAGAUUGAAUUUAAGAAGUCAGAUUCAGAAGACAAAAGCAAAACGGAUGACGAAGAACUACCAAGCGUUUCAGCGCUCGUCGAUGAAGCUACAAUUGUUGAAGAAGCAAACAAGCAGUGUGAUUCGUUGCUUUUGGCGAGGCAUUCUAUGGUAACUUGAUGAAAAAUAUACCGUACAUGACAAAAGACAUAGCACUAACACUUUAAUAACACGUGAUUUUUAGCAAUACUACUAACAUUGCUUUAAGUGAACAAUCUUAAAAUAACGUCAAAGCUUUUCUUUCAGCGUGGAAAACGAUCCCUGUUACCUUUAGGAGCUCUAAACCUAGUACCGUUGAGUGGAGACAAAAGCCCGAUAUCGUUGCUAAAGUAUUACUUUACGGUAGACCGGUUUUGUGACAGUUAUUUUGAGGAUGACAAAAAUGUAUUGUUUACUGACCCAAUCACGUGCGACUUGGAAAUGAGCUUUGAUGAAGCUUUCCUCUAUGAUCCUGGUAAAAUGUGCGAUAGGACUGUGGUGAGUAUAUGCAUUAUAACACUAAAAGAUUAUAAAAAUCUUAUCUUUAUCAAAAAGAAAAAUAAGAAAAAUAUACGAGAUACAAUUACCUAAAACAACUCAUAAAUUUACUUCUAGAUGCUAUGGGAACCCAAAAUAAUAAUAAACUUCCAAACAUUUAAAGCAAUGUGGUGCCGUGUUAUGUUAACCUACAUCGACUGGGUCACCCAUGUUCCAGAAAUUCGGGCGCUAGAAGCAGAAGAUCGUAUGAAAUUAAUAGUUGGUAGAUCAGUGCCCAUUAUUUGGCAUAUCAUUGCAGCUCGAUCUUUACCUUAUGUUGAUAAGAAGUAUAUAUUGCUUGGUGGUGGUACAUACUUCACUCCAGAUGCAGAGGUCUUGGAGGGAAAAACUGAGGAAAUGUAAGUGGUUUGAGAUAUUUGUACAGACUUUUGAGCUUUCUUCCAUAUUUUUUAAUUUUUAAGUGUAAGAAACACGCUAAUUUAUUUCUUUCUGUCAAUAGAGAAACACGGCUAACCUCUGCUGUCGGUCGAUCCUAAAAAAACAUAAAUUAGAACAACAGUUAAAAGAUUAAACAAUAUAAAUACUUAAAAUCAUGGGAAGUCUGGAACCACCGCUCAGUUUUUGACCAAGUUUUGAAAAUGAGCUGGUCUCCAAGAAUUUCAAAAAUCUGACCAAAAACGUUUUUCAGAAUUUUCAACUUUUGUAUUGAGACCGGCACCUGGUUGAAUGACGCAUUCUUUGAACCAGCUGUGGAACUUGGCGUAACACAAUCCGAACUCAUGUUUUUGCGACUGAUAGGUUUGUUCAGUAUCGUACCCGGCCUGAGUGUGCAAGGUCGUCGGGAAGUGAAAAGUACUCAACAUUUCUAUCGUAACUGUCUUCAAAAAUACAUUACCGAAAGUCGGCCGGAAAUGACCGAGGUUGAGGUUUGUCAACGAAUGAGCGAGCUCAUGUUGCUUUUACCGGCUUUUGAUGUAAGUAUAUGUAGCCUACUGUACUCUAUCCUACUCUAGCAUACCAUACCCUACUCCAACUUACCCUACUUCAUCUUACCUUACCCCACUUUACCCUCCUCCACUUUAAACUACUCUAUCCUACUAAAUUAUCUUUUGCAGCGAACCAAUCAGCUGGAAGACAAUCACUUUACAAUGCUGGUGUUGUUCAACCUAGCCAACAUGCAAACGAGUUUAAUGUAUGACUUCUAUGUCCGGCGAAAAAUGCGACUGUAA